AUGACUCCAUCAUCGGAUUCGGGCUCUCGCGAGACGAGCUAUGUCGAAAUGCGUGACAGGACUGACGCGACCUUGGUCGGCAAGCACUGCCAAUUUGAUUACUGCAAUCAACUAGACUUCCUCCCCUUUCUGUGCCAAUCCUGCUCCAAGACAUACUGUCUCGACCACCGGACAGAGACGGCGCACAAAUGCUCGAACCCUGGAGCGUGGGCGGAACGCAGGAGGCUCGCCCAGCUCGCGCGGCCAUCCAUCGGACAGGGCAAGCUGCUGCGAGACAGAGUCUCCCAGAAGCCAUGCGCAUCGACGGACUGCAAGACCGUCGUGGGGACAUCGCUCACGCCCGGUGUUCACUGCCAGACGUGCAAGCGGGAUUACUGUCUGAAGCACCGUCUAAUGGAUGAUCACGACUGCAAAAACCUCGUUCCCAUCGGGGCGGGGCCUCUCCAGAUGGACGUCGCUCAGAAAACGAGGUCUGCCCUCGACAAGCUGCGGGCCUGGGGUAGCGCCAAGAAGGAACGGGCAGAGAGAGUUUUACCGAAACCUAAACCGAGCUCUGCAGCGGCCAGACUUGCGGCCGUCGCGAAGCUGAAGAAGACGGCAAAGGGGCGCAAGGACAUUGCUGAGGAGAAGCGAAUAUACCUCUACGUGGAGGCGGAAGCUGAAACGGCCAAAGCCAAGCUGCCCAAGGGGGAGUUCUUCUUCUCCAAAGACUGGGUCGUCGGCCGGCUGUUGGAUGAUGCCGCCCAGAACCUUCAGGUCCAGAACAUGAACAACCAAAGCUCCGAGGAACGAGAUAAACUGCGCGUCUUUCACGUCGAGGGAGGACGGUUGUUGGAGUUUGGCGAGAAGAUUGGGGCAGCCCUGCAAAGUGGCAACACGGUCAUAUUGUUGAGAGGGAUUGGGCCGCCGCCGAGCCUGAUGGAGAUGUGA
Molecule: messenger RNA, 930 nt
Organism: Drechmeria coniospora
Lineage: Eukaryota; Fungi; Ascomycota; Sordariomycetes; Hypocreales; Ophiocordycipitaceae
Product: zinc finger protein
Exons: 1
Coding region: 1-930 (309 amino acids)
Cellular component (GO): cytoplasm
Molecular function (GO): zinc ion binding
Source: RefSeq, a predicted model, not a curated record